Molecule: messenger RNA, 1170 nt
Organism: Vitis riparia (riverbank grape)
Lineage: Eukaryota; Viridiplantae; Streptophyta; Magnoliopsida; Vitales; Vitaceae
Exons: 9
Coding region: 54-944 (296 amino acids)
Source: RefSeq, a predicted model, not a curated record
ACAGCAUAGAUCCCUUUCCGUUACUCGCGUUCGCGUAGCACCGAAGCGGCGCAAUGGUGGCGGUUUCCCUAGUUUUUUUUCCCGCCAUAAUGUCAUUUAUUUUCACUCUUGGCCAAUCCACUCCUCCGCUUCCUCCUCUCCACUCUCAAUCUCCAUGUGGAAAUCAGCAGGGGGUUAACUCCAUCUGCGAAUUGCAAGAAAUGAAGCUCCGGAUCACUCAAUUAGAAACUGUAAUGGAGGAAAUUGUCCAAAACUUUAAUGAAAAAUACCUUUAUCUGAAGCAGCGCGAGAAGCUAAUUGAGGAGUUUUCACAUAAGAUCCAUCAUCUGCAGUCUGUUUUGUACAGUAUUAAGGGUGACUCAUCACAUGCCAAUGAAAGGCUGGCUGCUCUAGAAGAGGAGGUACGACUUCUUUGGGCUGCUUCAAGAAAGAACAACUUUGAUCUUCAUACUUUAGAAUCCAAAGCUCAAGAUGCUGAAGACAGGUUGAAAGUGGUCAGUAAACAAGUUGAAAAGCUGGCUGACAUUGUUACAGAACAGUGGAUUCAAAUUCAGCAACUCGAGCAGGCUCUUCAAAUGGCAGAACUUCGGGCUUUGAAGGCUAAAAGGCAAGUAAACAUGAUGAGAUGCACAUUCUUAAAGUUCAUCAACAACCUCUUUGGCAAUCAUCUUGAAAAAGUUUUCGGGAUGCUGGACCCAUAUUUAUUUGGAAGAGGUUCUACUUUGAGUUCCUACAAGUCUCGAUUUCUGCAUCAGUUGAAAAGAAUGUGGUCAGCAGCUAAAGCCUAUCACCAUGAGUUACAAGGUUUCAUAAAACAAGAAAUGGAAAAAUAUGAGUUCACUGCAGCUCUUGCCAAUGAUGAAUUGGUAUUCUUUGUGGCUUCUGCUCUAAUAACCUUCCCGAUAAUGGGUGCUUGGAGGUUGGUCUCAUCACAAUUCUGCUAGUUGGGAAAAUUUUCCACGUGAAGUAGACAGAUUAUCCAGAUUGAUGAUAGCUAAAACAUAAAUUUGAUAACUACCUUUCUGGGCCAGGAUCGGUAUUAUUGUCACUGUCUCGUUUGUAACAAUAGAUAUAUACUACCAGAAUUUAAAUGUAACAGCUGUACAACUUGAGUCCAUUUUUGGAUUCUCUCUAUGAUAAUCCAAAGAGAUUGCAUGCCUGGUUUCUUGA